AGAAUUUGAUCUACAUACAUAGCAUGAUUAGGUACAUGGUUAUACAACAUGUACAGUACAUGCACAUGUACACCUACAUGACCUAGGUUUGUCUACAUUAUGUCCAUAUUUUUCCCAAUUUCUUCAACAUGUAGGUUGAAUUUACAGCAAGACAUGUACUUUCAUGCAUUAUUAGUAUUGAAUCAUAGUUUUAAACUACAUGUACCAACACUGACCAAUGUCUGUUCUCUUGCAAGCACAUCCCUGCUGCUUCCAUAGUGUCCAACCGACUAAAUUCCAAACUUGCUGUGUACAGUUUUCUGACUGUUCACAAUAGCUGUUUUGGAAUGUGAGGUCACUUGUUCACAGUGACUUGUGGCCCAUGCAUGCACUGUGUAUACAUGUAUACACAGACCUGGUACUAGCCUACAGUUGGUUGUCUACUCCUGAGCUAUCACAAUGGCAAACCAGACAACAGCACAUCUCCAAUUUAGAAAGCGCGUCUGUGUCUCAGCGGCCUUUGGCGUCUCGCUGACCUACAUUGCCUGGGUGUACGCCCCCUUUGCGGUCCCAUCUGACCCUAACUUGACAGAUCGACUCGUCUUCACACUGCGAUGGCUGGCACUGUCCAUCCUUCCAAUUUUUGUUGGAAUCCAACUUGUUGGUACAAUUCGAUUCGCAAAUAUGGACACGGCAGGGGUUGUUACAACCACAGCAUACGCCGAGGGGCUUGUCCGUCUGAGGCAACGCGCUCUCCAGAACACGCUGGAACAAACAGCGAUGCACGUACCCUUAAUGCUCAUCCUUGGUACCUAUCUGGAUUCUAACCACCUCAAGCUGGUACCUAUCAUCAUCUGCUUGUUUGUUCUUGGCCGGAUCAUGUACUUCAUCGGGUACCUGUUUACUGGGAACCACAUCAAUCGCGGAUUUGGUUUUGUUCUGAAUAUGUUUCCAAAUAUAAUGGUACUCGUGUACUGUUUGUAUUGCUUGGCUGUAGGUGGGGCUAAUUAUGGGUUAUCUAGUACUGUGGCCUGAAACGUUGUUCUAGAUUAUGUGUCUCUAGCAAUGAUGAUGAUAUGUCAAUUAUAAAGAAAUUCAGGUGUUUGACAUGUUUGAUGUUCUUUAGUGCAAAACGCUAUGUAGCAUGCAUCCCAUCACAUUUUACAACUAAAUGUACAAAAUAAUGUAUAAUUUUGUUACAAGUUACAUGUACUGUUUGCUUGAAGAAAAGUAGCUGUAAAUUUCCAAAUGUAUACUUGUACAUGUAUGUACAAUUUUGCAGCUUAAAGUUAGAAUUGUGUGGUACGUAAUGGACAUCAUAUGAUUGCAAUCAUAAAGAAAAUAUCAAUUGGUAAAUCUCAAAUAAAGUAGACUGCCUAUUAUUUUUGUUUUCCUUCAUUAAUUGAAUCCGCUUGUUUUACAAUGUACAAAAUUUGUAAACAGGUAAUAGCCUAGAUAUAUGCCACAUGUACUUGUAUAAAAUAAAAAAAAAAAUAAAAGAAAAUACAAGAUUAGUGCCAAAACUGUUUGUUUUUGUAACCUUACUCCACAUUUAACACAAAAAACCCUAUUGUUAACAUACAUGUAGUUAAUUAAAUCACUGGAUCAGGCUUCAAAUAAAGUUUGUUUUGUGACUGAA
Molecule: messenger RNA, 1618 nt
Organism: Patiria miniata (bat star)
Lineage: Eukaryota; Metazoa; Echinodermata; Asteroidea; Valvatida; Asterinidae
Product: transmembrane protein 79-like
Exons: 3
Coding region: 439-1014 (191 amino acids)
Biological process (GO): regulated exocytosis
Cellular component (GO): trans-Golgi network membrane; lysosomal membrane
Source: RefSeq, a predicted model, not a curated record